UCUUCAGCAUCAUCUUUCAUACCAUGAUCGUAAGGCUGCUUCCAGUUCUGUGGCUGAUUUCUGCCACAAACGCUUCCAAGAAGAUUAUGGAGACUCGACUCGUGAACUUUUACCAAUGCCCGGAUAAACCAAAUAUCCCGGUUGUCUGGAAGGAUAUGGUUGUCAAGAGGAUUAAUGCCAAAGAAUCUAGGUUAUAUGGUGAAAUUACAGUAUCCAAGACCAUCAAAGACAUGAAGUUAUUACUCGAGAUGUACAAGUGUGCUUCGAAAUCGGAGACUCAUACGUGCGAGUAUUACACAUCGUUGAAACUCAGUUCGGUCUGCGACAAAAUAGAAAAGAAGGCGUCACCCUGGUACCAGUACUGGAAUAGAACGGAGUUGCCAAAAACGUGCCCAGUUCACGCGGGAACGUACGCUGUGCAUGGAGUGAAAGUCGGAAUGGAUACAGUUUUCCCACUGUUUGAAGCUUACUGGAAAUUCAAAAACAAAGGGAUGAACGAGAAAGGAAAUCUGUUGAAUUGUUUCUUUAUGGAAAUAGACAUCCACAAAAGAUACAAACUCUAACAAUACGCAA
Messenger RNA from Cimex lectularius (bed bug), 573 nucleotides. RefSeq lists its product as uncharacterized. Bases 24 to 563 code for a protein of 179 amino acids. The transcript is spliced from 4 exons. The record is from RefSeq and is a predicted model, not a curated record. NCBI's taxonomy places the organism in Eukaryota, Metazoa, Arthropoda, Insecta, Hemiptera, Cimicidae.